AUGUAAUUCCGAAAUAUGAAUCUCCAGAAAUCUAUGACAACAUCGGAUCACCGAUGUAUUCUGAUAUUGAAAUUGAAACACCAAGAAUUUUGUCAUCCAAUGUUGUUGAUAUACCUAUGAAUGCUAAAAUACCACGACUGCGUAAAGUUAGACACCCCAAAACUUUUAAUGAAAAUUAUAAUGAACCAGAAGUUGUUAAUGAUAGAAAUGCCAAUUAUUCGUUUGAUAAUAAUAACUGUCCUUGCCACGACGAAAAUAAUUUAUGUAGAUGUUCCAACAUUCAUUCUACAAGAAACUCAAAAUAUCCUAGAAGAAAAAAAAAUUUUUCUACAAAGAAAAAUCCUUCAGUAGAUAUUAUUACUCCUUAUUAUCUAGAUGAGUAUGGUAGAAUUAAAAACGAUGAAAAAUCUGUAAGAAACUUACAGACACCACAAAAUUAUGCUGGAAUUAACCAGAAAAAAAAGAGGCAUUUAAAACGUAUUAUAACAUAUAAGGUUAACAAAGCAACAAAUGAAAGAAUUAAAGUUGACGAGCAAACAUAUUCCACUUCAGAUGAGUUAUCACAUACUCCAAAAAAUAAAUUAGAAUCAAUUAAAACUGAGGUCUCUGAUGAUCUAAAUACGAAUAAGAACAAUAACGACUAUUCUUCAUUUUUGUUUAAGGAGUACAACACGGAUCAAUGCAAACGUGAUGCAUACGAUAGAUUUAAAAAGGUCCAUUCACAAAAUACCAAAGAUAUUGCUUAUCAAAUUAUUUUAGACACGAAUAAUAUGCGAAGUAAUAUAUUAGCAACAGUGAAAAAUGCUUUAGGAAAAGUGAAAGUCUCCAAAACACUUAAUGACGUUGAUCAAAGUUUAAGAACAGUCAGUAACUCUCUGAAAACAGGUUUGAAACAAACUGUCCGUGAUUUGGUUACCAAAUUGAUUCGGUUAGCUAAAGGUUUUUGGAAAACAGUGGAAAACCUCAGUUACUUAUACAAGAAUGGUCCUCAGACAACAUACAAAAUGUUAUCCAAUAUUUUAAAAAAUGAAUCAACCAUUCCAGAUUCAGCUAAAGAUGUAUUAAAACUUAUUUCUCCACAAUUUGACGUGGAUGAAUUAAUAAAUAAUAUCUUAGAAAAACCUUUCAAUACAAAAACAUUGAAUGAGAAAAAGGCCAAAGCUCAAAGAAGACUUAUUAAUCUGUCAAAGCACAUGGACACGGCAAUAAGCAAUAUUGACUGCUGUGUACUAUCUGCCAUGUCUAUUGUAGGCAUCGGAGCGGAGACGUUAAAAGUUCUGAAAUCUGGGAGGGUAAUUAUGAAUGAUAAUCAUCCUAGGGUGAAAGCACUGAGAGAUGCUGUGGCAAUAAUUAAAUCGGGUAAAAAAAUCAUAAACAAUAACCGAGGUUUUACAUCAAAAUUGAUAGGUUUAGAUGGCUCCACUGAAAAUGACAAAUAUAACGAUGGCGAGGAUCCACAGGAAGUAGCUCAGAAAAACGAAGAUAUUUUAAAUGCUGUACCUGACCUAGAAGAUAAUAUGACUUUACCAACAAAAGUUCCAAACAAACGACAUCCGUUGAGUGUAAUUGUUGUGCAUCCGAACAAUGAUAUUGAUUACAAAGAAGUGACAGACACUUCACAACUCAAAAAAUUCGUUGGAGACCAGUCGAAAAAAUACAAAUUUCAAUAUAAAAAUAAUCAUCCUAGAUUUUUAAAACUAAUUGAUAAAAAAAUAUUCUACAAUGUAGUUGCAGAUGUUAAGAAAAAGGCUGAAACAAAUGGAAUGAGCAAAAAAGAAAUGGUACAAGAUAUUAUUGAUAAUUUGAAGAGUAGAUGAACGUAAUUACGAUCAUAAAUUUGAAUGAAUGUUUUUAUUAUUAUUUAUAAAAAUGCUGUUAUUACGCUAAAGAAAUGAUAAAUCUUGUAUUUAAUAUGUUAAAUAUUUUUAACUCUUAGUUCGUAAUGAAAUCGUCAAAAA
Molecule: messenger RNA, 1958 nt
Organism: Diuraphis noxia (Russian wheat aphid)
Lineage: Eukaryota; Metazoa; Arthropoda; Insecta; Hemiptera; Aphididae
Source: RefSeq, a predicted model, not a curated record